This is a messenger RNA of Poecilia latipinna (sailfin molly), 1925 nucleotides long. It is a transcript of the gene cyp26a1, whose product is annotated as cytochrome P450, family 26, subfamily A, polypeptide 1. NCBI's taxonomy places the organism in Eukaryota, Metazoa, Chordata, Actinopteri, Cyprinodontiformes, Poeciliidae. Gene Ontology annotation, biological process: sterol metabolic process. The transcript has 7 exons. Gene Ontology annotation, molecular function: monooxygenase activity; iron ion binding; oxidoreductase activity, acting on paired donors, with incorporation or reduction of molecular oxygen. The record is from RefSeq and is a predicted model, not a curated record. Bases 113 to 1582 code for a protein of 489 amino acids.
UCAUGUGAGGGAGGAGAAGGUGAGGCGAGGCCUAUAAAGGGCGGCAGGAGGAGCGGCCAGCCUCACAUGUUGAUGCCGCUUCACCUGGGCGGACAGACCGAACCGAACCGACAUGGCUCUGAGCACACUGCUGGCCUCCUUCCUGUGCACUCUCGUGCUGCCCGUCCUGCUUUUCCUGGUGGCGGUCAAGCUGUGGGAGAUUUACAUGAUACGCGGCGGAGACCCGAGAUGCCCGAGCCCGCUGCCGCCCGGCUCCAUGGGCUUACCGUUCAUCGGAGAGACGCUGCAGCUCGUCCUGCAGAGGAGAAAGUUUUUGAGGAUGAAGCGAGAGAAGUACGGUUACAUCUACCGCACUCACCUCUUCGGGAACCCCACGGUGCGUGUGAGCGGAGCGGAGAACAUCAGGCACAUCCUGCUAGGGGAGCACAGGCUGGUGUCUGCACAGUGGCCCUCCUCCGUCCGCACCAUCCUGGGCAUGGACACGCUUUCCAACAUGCACGGCUCCCAGCACAAGACCAAGAAGAAAGCCAUCCUGAGAGCCUUCUCCAGGGAGGCGCUAGAGCUCUACAUUCCCGUCAUCCAGGAGGAAGUACAUACUGCAGUCAAAAGCUGGUUGGUCCAAGACCCCUGUGUGCUGGUGUAUCCUGAAAUGAAGCGGCUGAUGUUCCGCAUAGCCAUGAGGAUUCUGCUGGGUUUUGACCCGGAGCGGAUCCGGACCGAUGAGCAGCAGCUGGUGGAAGCAUUUGAAGAAAUGAUCAGAAACCUUUUCUCCCUGCCCAUCGACGUCCCAUUCAGUGGGUUGUACAGGGGUCUGAGGGCCAGAAAUUUCAUCCACUCAAAGAUUGAAGAGAACAUCAAAAUGAAGGUGGAGGAGUCAAACAAAGGGUCAAAACACACAGAUGCCCUGCAGCAGCUCAUAGACAGCAGCGAGAAGAAUGGAGAGCCCUUCAGUAUGCAGGCCAUCAAGGAAUCUGCUACAGAGCUUUUGUUUGGCGGCCAUGAAACCACGGCCAGCACAGCCACGUCCCUCAUCAUGUUUCUGGGCCUGAACCCAGAAGCUGUGAACAAACUGAGGCAGGAGUUAUGGGACAAAGGGGAGAGUGGGAUGGACCUCCAGAGUCUGAACAUUGAAUCUUUGGAGAAGCUCAAAUACACAAGUUGUGUGAUCAAAGAAACGCUGAGGAUCAACCCACCUGUCCCUGGAGGCUUCAGAGUGGCUCUCAAAACAUUUGAACUGAAUGGCUACCAGAUUCCUAAAGGCUGGAACGUUAUCUACAGCAUCUGUGACACUCAUGAUGUUGCUGAGAUUUUCCCCAACAAAGACGACUUUCAGCCUGAGCGCUUCCUGACCGAACCCUCUGCAGACUCCUCCAGGUUCCAGUACGUACCAUUUGGUGGAGGUUCUCGAAUGUGUGUGGGAAAGGAAUUCGCUAAGGUUCUACUGAAGAUCUUCUUGGUAGAAGUGGUCACAAAGUGUGACUGGACCCUCUUAAACGGACCCCCUACCAUGAAAACUGGACCCACCGUCUAUCCUGUGGACAACUUGCCAACCAAAUUCAGCAGCUACAUGAAAAAUCCUUAGAGGUUCUGGACAUUAGUAGUUCUGUAAAUCUGAACAUGGUUUCCUGAUGGGCAGUCCCUGUCUGCUGUCUUUUUGAACAUAUUGUAUAUUCAUGUAUUUUUUAUGACUGUGUAAAUAUAUCUAUAGGUAUAUUCACCUAAUUUGAGAACUAAACAAAAAGCACUAUAGGGUUACAUAAACACUUAAUCAUAUCAGUGGUUUAUCUGUAGGAUUUUUAUACAUACAUAAUUUAGCAUGUUGAUAUACAUUUUGUGUCUUGGCUCAAGGUAUUUAUGCAACUUGUCUGCUUUUGAAUGAGAUUUUUAUUUAAAUAAAACGGUGUGUGCUAAUUCAGGUCCGUCCA